CAGUUGGCAAUGGGCAAAAUGUAGGGGAAAAUGUGAAAGUCACUAAAAGUUUACUGUAAAUAAAAAAUAAAAAAUAAUAAUUGUUAUUCUUGGUUUUUGUGAUAUUUUUUGUGUAUUGUAUUAGUUUUUGGUUAUUAUUAGACCAAAAAACUGAAGAUGUUAAAAUGAAUCUUGUUUUCACUACCUACCACUGCCAAACUUUUUCAAUCAAGUGAUUAAUAAGUGGAAAAAUGUCUUGUAAUUAUGCCGACGGGUUGUCUCCUUAUGAGCAUAAGGGGGUGUUGGGAGCCCCUGAGCGCUUUGACCCCCCCGAAAAAGUACAAGAAAAAUGCGAGAUCUUAGCAGACUGGAUUAAAAACGCAAGACAUGUUGUAGUACACACCGGUGCUGGUAUUAGCACUUCUGCCGGGAUCCCCGAUUUUAGGGGCCCCAACGGCGUCUGGACUUUGGAAAAGCAAGGCAAGAAGCCAACCAUUGAUAUUUCUUUCAAAGACGCGAUUCCAACAAAAACUCACAUGGCUAUAAAAAAACUUGUUGAAGAAAAUUACGUUCAUUAUAUAAUUAGCCAAAAUAUUGAUGGUUUGCAUUUGAGGAGUGGAAUCAGCAGGAAAUUUAUUGCAGAAUUGCAUGGAAAUAUGUUCGUUGAACAAUGUAAUUUUUGUGACAGUCAGUUUGUGAGGAAUUUACCAACUGCAACUGUUGGAAAAAAAUGUCUUGAGACUAAUUGUAAGAGAAUACUCAGGGGGAGACCUUGUAGAGGAAAAUUGUGUGAUACAAUACUUGAUUGGGAACACAAUUUGCCCAAUAAAGAUUUAGAAAUGUCAGACUACCAUUCCAGUGUGGCAGAUUUAAAUAUUUGUUUAGGCACAACCUUGCAAAUUGUUCCUAGCGGCAAUUUACCACUCAGGUGCAAAAAAUUUGGAGGAAAAGUUGUUAUAAUUAACUUGCAACCAACAAAACAUGACAAAAAGGCUGAUUUAAUUAUUAACACUUACGUUGAUGAUGUGUUGGAAAAGGUCAUGAAAAGACUGGGAUUGGAAAUUGUCGAAUAUUGUGAAAAAUAUGAUCCUACAAGAAUGAAUCCAUAUGAAACUCUUAAUUGGAACAUCACAAAAUGCAACAUUAAAGAAAUUAAAGCCAUGUAUGAUUUGUAUUGUAAGAAAACGAAGAAGAGGAAAUUGGAAAUCAAAAAACAGUUUGACCUCAAAAUUAAAAAAGAGGAGAAACCCGAAAUUAUCGAUUUAACAUAAGUUUUAUAUUAAAAUAAAGACACCAAACUAU
Tribolium madens (black flour beetle) is the source of this 1281-nucleotide messenger RNA. RefSeq names its product NAD-dependent protein deacetylase Sirt6. Gene Ontology annotation, molecular function: NAD+ binding. The transcript has 5 exons. Bases 231 to 1250 code for a protein of 339 amino acids. The record is from RefSeq and is a predicted model, not a curated record. Lineage: Eukaryota; Metazoa; Arthropoda; Insecta; Coleoptera; Tenebrionidae.